Molecule: messenger RNA, 719 nt
Organism: Ambispora leptoticha
Lineage: Eukaryota; Fungi; Glomeromycota; Glomeromycetes; Archaeosporales; Ambisporaceae
Source: the annotation of a GenBank genome assembly
AAGACAAACUAAAAUCGGGUAAAACCCGAGUAUUAGAUAUCGGUUGUGGGCCGGGAACUUGGAUUCUCGACAUGGCAAAUGAUUACAAACCAUCACAGUUCACAGGUGUUGAUAUAUCGGCAACAUUCCCGACCAGCGUCAAACCGUCAAACGUGAAUUUUGAACAAUGCGACGUGCUUAACGAGAAGUUACCUUUUGAAGCGGAUACCUUUGAUUUUAUCCAUGUUAGGUUUAUGGGUAGUUGUUUUACCGAGGUAGAAUGGAAUGAACGUGUUAUACCUGCUUUGAUACGUGUGUUGAAGCCAGGCGGAUAUGUCGAGAUAAUGGAUUUUGAUAUACAAGCAAUGAAUGAAGGGCCGUCGACUAGUGUUCUAUUGUCUGCAAUUCGGGCACAACUAACCUCAAAAAAGAUCAAUCCAAUAAUCACUCCCCUACUGGACAAAUUCCUCGAAGACGCUGGAAUCGUAGACAUUGAUGUCGAAGAACAAUGCCAUCCAAUUGGCGGAUGGGGUGAUAAACUUGGCGAGGCGGCACUCACCAACCUUUUACAAUGGUUUAAUCAAUCGAAAUCAGAGUUGGUUCCAUUCAUGCAAAAGACCGAUACGGACUUUGACGAGAAAAUCACUGAAUUUCGACAAGAAGUUAAUAAUUUUCAGACUUAUUGGGUUUCUGUGAGGAUUUUUGGGAUGAAACCUGUUGGUUAUACGAGUAAUAAAUAA